AUGGCAGAAAUCGGAACUCCCCAUCUGAACCAUGACGGGUCAAGCCAAUCCGCAUCUGUCUUGCUCGCGCCCGGCUCUUCAACGGAUCCAAUAGCCAGUCAGACUUUGGCCGUAGGACCUCCUGAUCCACACUGUUGGACUGCUGAAUAUCCAGCCAUGAGUGUUAUCUUGUGUACAGCGGGGUAUGACCAUACCAUUCGCUUUUGGGAGGCGCUCUCCGGCAUUUGCUCGCGUACUAUCCAACACCCCGAUUCUCAGGUCAAUCGACUUUGCAUCACCCCGGAUAAGAGAUUCUUGGCAGCCGCUGGCCACAACAAUGUGAAGCUUUUUGACAUCAAGUCGACCAAUCCUAGCCCCGUUAUUACCUUUGAGGGCCACACAAACAACAUUACAGGUGUCGCAUUCCACUGCGAGGGCAAGUGGAUGGUCACCAGCUCCGAAGAUGGAACUGUGAAGGUCUGGGAUACUCGGACCGGUAGCCUGCAGCGCAACUAUGUCCAUAAGGCACCAGUCAAUGAUGUUGUCAUUCAUCCAAACCAGGGUGAGCUGAUCAGUGGAGACCACGCCGGCAUGGUUCGUGUUUGGGACCUCGGCGAGAGCGUCUGUACCCACCAGUUGAUCCCAGAGGAAGACACUGCAGUCCUCAGUGUUAGUGUGGCUAGCGAUGGCUCUCUACUCUGCGCUGGUAAUAAGAAGGGCAACGUUUAUCUGUGGCGCAUGGUUCAAACUGACGACACUACCCGCAUUAUUCCCGUCUGUACCUUCCAAGCUCAUAACAACUAUCUCACCCGUGUCCUGCUGUCCCCCGACGUGAAGCACCUUGCCACUUGCUCUGCGGACCAUACUGCCAAGGUGUGGAACCUCGACGCUGAUUAUGCCCCGGCCAAGGCUGCUCUCAAGCAGUGGAAGGAGCAGGAGAUUCUGAACCCCCCAGUUGUGACACCAACAGAGGAGCCAGCCGCUCCAGCCGAGGCACCAGCGAAGUCCAGUGACCUACUCCGUAUCUUCGGCACUCCUGCGCAAGAUCGCGACCUUCUGCGCAUUACUGAUAACCCACCCCGCCAAGAAAGUCCCCAGCAAACAUUCACAUCUUCUCCUGAUGGGCCUCCCAUGGAUCCGGUGAACCACACUUUGUUCCUGGAGACGACUCUCGCCACCCACCAGCGCUGGGUUUGGGACUGCGCCUUUUCUGCCGACUCUGCUUACCUGGUGACCGUUUCCAGUGACCACUAUGCGCGGUUGUGGGAGCUUAGCUCUGGAAUUGUGAUUCGCCAGUACAGUGGUCAUCACCGUGGUGCCAUCUGCGUUGCGCUGAACGACUAUUCUGAGCCUCGCUAG
Molecule: messenger RNA, 1338 nt
Organism: Penicillium olsonii
Lineage: Eukaryota; Fungi; Ascomycota; Eurotiomycetes; Eurotiales; Aspergillaceae
Source: the annotation of a GenBank genome assembly